Protopterus annectens (West African lungfish) is the source of this 4351-nucleotide messenger RNA. Its product is annotated as potassium voltage-gated channel subfamily H member 8-like. Gene Ontology annotation, cellular component: membrane. Gene Ontology annotation, biological process: regulation of membrane potential; potassium ion transmembrane transport. Lineage: Eukaryota; Metazoa; Chordata; Ceratodontiformes; Protopteridae. The transcript is spliced from 15 exons. Gene Ontology annotation, molecular function: voltage-gated potassium channel activity. Bases 371 to 3745 code for a protein of 1124 amino acids. The record is from RefSeq and is a predicted model, not a curated record.
UCUCACCCUGGUGACGCGACAUCUGCCAGCAGGGAAACAGAGAAAAAAGAAAAGGAGGAACAAGCCGCACACUCAGCAUCCUUGGCUUGCUGGAACAAAAGGCACUUUAAAAAUUGUUCCGUCUGUCUACAUAAACAGUAUAGGAGAUUUUACAAUCUGGAGUGGAUGAUGGUCAGGGAUCUAUUAGCUCAAGUUAUACACAACUUUCUCUAUCGAUUUUUGGGGGGCCGUGGUUCUAGUCACUCAAAGCAAUGAGUGCCCAGCCAUGCAACCAGAGGAGCUCUUUUAGAAAACUACGAUCCGGAUCGUGGGGCUGACUCUAUGUAAGGACCUGCUGCCAGUUUUUGGAUGGCUGAUAACAGAUGGGAAGAUGCCUGUUAUGAAAGGAUUGCUUGCACCUCAGAAUACUUUUCUGGAUACAAUCGCCACCAGAUUCGAUGGAACACACAGCAAUUUUGUGCUGGGGAAUGCUCAGGUACUGAAUCUCUAUCCAAUCGUGUACUGCUCUGAUGGCUUCUGUGACCUCACAGGAUAUUCACGAACUGAGGUCAUGCAGAAGAGUUGUGCGUGCAAGUUCCUCUAUGGCUCUGAAACAAGUGAGCAACUGAAAGUACAGAUCCAGAAAGCUUUGGAUGAUAAGCGAGAGUUCAAGACAGAAAUUUUAUUAUACAAGAAAAGUGGUGGAUCCUUCUGGUGCUUACUUGAUAUUGUUCCAAUUAAAAAUGAGAAAGGAGAAGUUGUACUUUUUCUGGCCUCACACAAAGAUAUCACAGACACAAAAAACAAACUGUCUCCGGAUACCACAAAAGACAAAGAUGAUCUGGAGGUUUUCACAGACACCAGACCUCCUGGUUUCAACGCUAAUAGGAGAAGAAGUCGUGCUGUCCUCUAUCACCUGUCUGGACAUCUACAGAAACAGGACAAGAGCAAACUUAAAAUUAACAAUAAUGUGUUUGGAGAGAAACCAACAAUUCCAGAGUACAAAGUUGCUGCUAUUCAGAAAUCAAGAUUUAUUUUACUACAUUAUGGCACUUUCAAAGCAGGCUGGGAUUGGCUCAUUCUGUUGGCUACGUUCUAUGUUGCUGUCACUGUCCCCUAUAAUGUCUGUUUCAGUGUAAGCAGAGAUGACACAGCACAGUCUGGAUCAAGGAGUCCGCCAAGUGUCAACGACAUUUUUGUGGAGAUUCUCUUCAUGCUGGAUAUCCUGCUAAAUUUUCGCACAACAUAUGUCAGUAAAUCCGGACAAGUUGUUUAUGACCCUCGUUCAAUCUGUGUGCACUAUGCAACAACCUGGUUCUUUGUCGAUCUCAUAGCUGCCCUGCCAUUUGACCUUCUCUAUGCAUUCAGUAUUAAUGUGUACUUUGGUGUUCAUCUGCUGAAGACUGUGCGUUUGCUACGCCUGUUGAGGUUAUUGCAGAAACUGGAUCGCUACUCGCAGUACAGCGCUGUUGUUCUUACACUGCUCAUGUCCAUGUUUGCUCUACUGGCUCACUGGAUGGCCUGUGUCUGGUUUUUCAUUGGACAGAAGGAGAUUGAUGCCAAUGAUAUUUCUACAUGGGAUAUUGGUUGGCUGCAUGAGCUGGGAAAACGUCUUGGAAGUCCUUAUUUCACUGUUAUUGCUGCAAGCACAGCCACAUCUGGUAACAGCACAGUGUCUGCAUCGACGGAUAAUACCACCACUAACAGCACAGUAAACAGCACCACCCUGGAGCUGGAAGGUGGCCCUGCCAUCAGGAGCUCAUACAUCACUUCUCUGUACUUUGCACUAAGCAGUCUGACCAGUGUGGGCUUUGGCAAUGUUUCUGCGAACACAGAUGCAGAGAAGAUAUUUUCCAUCUGCACUAUGUUAAUUGGUGCCCUUAUGCAUGCUGUGGUGUUUGGUAAUGUAACUGCUAUAAUCCAGAGGAUGUACUCCCGACGCUCCCUUUACCACACCCGCACAAAAGAUCUCAAGGACUUUAUUCGAGUCCACCGUAUCCCCAAGCAGCUUAAGCAGAGGAUGCUUGAAUGUUUCCAGACAACCUGGUCUGUACAUAAUGGUAUUGAUGCUAAUGAGUUACUCAAGGAUUUUCCAGAUGAAUUAAGAGCAGACAUUGCUAUGCAUCUGAAUAAGGAAAUUCUACAGUUGCCAAUAUUCGAAUCAGCAAGUCGUGGGUGCCUUCGAUCCCUUUCCCUCAACAUCAAAACCUCUUUUUGUGCACCAGGCGAGUAUUUAAUACGCCAGGGUGAUGCGCUCCAAGCCAUUUACUUUGUCUGCUCAGGUUCUAUGGAGGUCCUGAAAGAUAACACUGUGUUGGCCAUCUUAGGAAAGGGAGAUUUGAUUGGCUCAGAUCAUCUAAAUAAGGACCAAGUAAUCAAAACUAAUGCUAAUGUGAAGGCUUUGACCUACUGUGAUCUGCAGUAUAUUCAGCUGAAAGGACUAAGGGAGGUAUUAGAACUCUAUCCUGAAUAUUCCCAGAAAUUCAUUUCAGAAAUCCAGCAUGAUCUCACCUACAACCUACGGCAAGGAAGUGAAACAGAUUCAGAAACUGAAAGUAAUGGUGGUCUGAUCCACAAGUUACCUUCCAUUAUUGAAGACGAAGAGGAUGAGCAGGACGAGAACACGCCUCUUUCUCCAAAUUCAAGGUGUGGAUUAGCAUCGCCUCUGUUAACUCCAAAACCUUUUGGUUCACCUCUGCUGUCUCCCCUGAGCCCAAGAGCCUUCAAACCUUCUACACCAAGAGCAGGAAAUGAUGAAAGCAGAGUAAUGGUACCUCCAGGCAAAAUGUGUAAGCCAUCCAAAAUUCAGAUUCCUGCCCUCAGUAUUUCCGCACCCCCUGUCUUAAGUCCAAGGUUUGUAGAUGGAAUUGAAACAGAUCAUUAUUUGCCAUCUGGACAAAGAUUUGAAUUCAACUUGAAACCAUUAACUCCAGACUGUACAUCUCCAUCACUGUCAGUCACAGCAGACAAUGAAGAAACCAGGAAAAGCAUUUCAAAACUGAACCAAGAAAUGACCAGCCUUUCACAGCAAGUCACUCAGUUGAGCAAAGACCUUCAAGAACUGAUGCAGAUGAUAAAACCUGUCUUGGUAAAGCAGAGUUAUUGCACACCUUCUCAUGUCAAUCUGUUGACACCAACCUUCACAGCAACGUAUAGCUCUGGAAAUAGCUUUAGCAGUGGUCUGCAACAUCAAACCUGCAACAGAGGAGAAGCAUUUCCAAAUCAUCUAAAUCCUGACUAUGGACAGCCUAGUGUGUGGCAAAAAAGAAAUUCAUACCAUCUCAGACCUUCAGAUGGACUGCCAGAAAAUGCUGCAAAGAAAAUUAUCUAUCCUUCAUUGUCUUUGGACUCUUUCUUAAGACAUUCAACUCCUCAACCUCAUCAGCAUCAUUCAGGCUUCAGGGGCUGUGGCUCUCAAAUCAUUGGCCAUUCUUUAUCACCUGACCAUAACUAUAUAUAUCAGCCCCAGCCUGUUCAUACAGACCCAGUGCCUCUCUGCCCUUCUCCUCCGGUAGCACCAGAGGACAUGUGUAACACUGGACAGCUAGAGAAAACUGAUGUCAGUUGUAAUACAGCCAUAGGGCAGUCAGCUUGCCAGACUUCUGUGGUUGACUGUCUCAGAAAUAAGGUAGCAGAACUUGUUAACCCAAUAAGAGAAUCAAAUGAUCUUAAAGAAGUGUAUUCAUUGGAAAUGCUGAAGUCCUCAUCUGGGGAGUCACCAAGUGAUUCCAUUAGCUAUAUUGAUGACGACAGUACAAAUAUCUGAAAAUCUAAACAACUGUUGCCUUCAAUACAUGGCCAUAUUGCUACUCUGUCUCUUCUGGAUUUUUAAAACUAAAGAAGGAUUAUUUAUUUUAAUCCUACUUCAAUGAACAUUUUUAAGAGCUUUCUUUUUAGGAUAUUAUUUAUUUAUCAAGUGAAAAAAAUGCAAGAAAACCUGGCAAUGAAUGUGUAGCUACCAACACUAUGCUUUUACCAAUGGUGGAUUAAAAGAGUUGCAGGUUCAAACGAACUCAGAAGAGAACAAAAUACUGAGUGAAAGAGUAAAGGCUUUCAAAGCAUGAACUGCCCCUAGAUAUUUAUUUUGGCAUGACUUUAUUUCAAAUGCACCAAAUGUAUCUAACUGAAGAGUGAGGAGUCUGAAACAGCAGAGUUCAUUGGUUAUACAUUUUAGAAAAAGGACAUAUUUUUCUACAUUUGUUACUUGGAGAAAAAAAUUUAUAUGAACCUUUUUUUGUCUUUGAAAAAAAUGGGAGAUGAUGCAAUUACUAAAAAAAUGAGUGAUCAACUAAACUGCAUGUAGUUCUUCAUUGCAUGAAGCAUGAUGAGUUGAGGACAUUGGCAUUCACUGAAAGAAUAGGGUUGGAAGAAU